AAGAGCAGAUCCGCUGCAUCCCGUCGCUCUACGCAGUUCCGCAAACUGCGGGUCGAAACUGCCGGCAAACGUGAAACCCCCAGUUGGAUGCGGAUUUUUUAAAUAUCAUUAAAAGCGGCUCAUUGAAAUUUGCCACGCCGUGGCAGAGAUCGCCCUCUCUUGACCGCCAUGUCGAAACGACCCUUUUCAUACUAUUACGAUGAUGGUUCACGGUCACGAAGCUCUUCUCCAUAUCCUGCUGCUAUUCCCCCGAAUGAUGCAGAGCUGACCUUGUCGCUAACUGGGCCUCACAGUAAACCUACCGUUGCAUACUUUUUUAAUGAGGAGGUUUCCGCAUUUCACUAUGGUGAAGGGCAUCCAAUGAAACCUGCACGCCUUGCUUUAACACAUAACUUGGUGAUGGCCUACGGACUAGAUAAAAAGAUGCUUAAUUUUCGCCCACGUGCUGCCACAGAUGACGAGAUUGCGGUCUUUCAUGAGGAUGAUUACAUUGAAUUUUUGAAAAGAGUCAACCCGGGAAAUCUGCAACACUACAGUUCGAUAAUGGGAAAGUUUAAUAUUGGGGUGGAGGAUUGUCCAGUGUUUGACGGAAUGUUUGAUUUUUGCCGGAUAUAUACCGGCGCUUCAUUGGAGGCGGCACGAAAGCUAGUAUCCGGCGUAUCAGACGUCGCUGUGAAUUGGUCUGGAGGAUUGCAUCAUGCAAAGAAAUGGGAAGCAUCUGGGUUUUGUUACGUGAACGAUAUUGUUCUUGCUAUACUUGAGUUGCUAAGGGCAUUUCCGCGGGUCCUGUACGUCGAUAUAGAUGUACAUCACGGUGACGGUGUGCAAGAGGCUUUCUACAUGUCUAACCGCGUGAUGACCGCUUCAUUUCACCGAUACGAUGGGCACUUUUUCCCUGGCUCUGGCUCAAUAGAAGAAAAGGGAACUGGCAAAGGCAAAUACUACGCAAUCAAUGUACCUCUUGCAGAGUAUAUUGAUGACGACGCAUACGCAUACGUUUUCCGCAACGUUAUGACGGAUAUCAUGAGUAUGUUUCGUCCAAGUGUUGUAGUCCUCCAAUGUGGUGCAGAUAGUCUAGCAUCGGACCGACUUGGAUGUUUUAAUCUCAGUAUACGGGGCCACGGACAGUGUGUACGGUUUAUGAAGAGUUUCAAUGUUCCUAUGCUUUGUCUCGGCGGGGGAGGUUACACUGUCCGUAAUGUAGCCCGAGCGUGGACAUAUGAAACGAGCGUCUUGACAGAUACUGAUUUGACGAACGACUUGCCAAAUAAUCCAUAUAUGAGCUAUUACGGACCCGACUACAAAUUGCACGCACCCAUUGUAGACUCGAGUGCGGAGAAUGCAAAUAGUAGACCAAUCACUGGACAGCAUUCGGGAAAAGGUGCGCGAGUACUUGCGGUAUGUGGAGCAUGCACCCAGUGUGCAAAUGCAAGAGAUCCCCUCGGGUGUAGAAAAGUUGUUUGAAUCUGGCGAUUGGGAGGUUGAUGAUUUAGAGGAUGCUGAUGCGGAUCGGAGGGACGAUAUCGGAUUUUACCGUCCCCUACGAGGAAAAGAAAAGGGUCGCGACGACGACAGAGAGUAUUAUGACGGGGAGGAAGAUCAAGACGGGGACGUGCACGACGCAACGGACUUUGAGGAUGAUGAAGAUGAGGUGCUGGAUGUGUAAAUGGCCAGAAGCAAUUGCUCUGGCAGGGAAUUGCCUUUUUUUUUUUUUCUUUUUUAUCCCGGCGUAUUAGACCCGGGCGUUGGAUUUUGUUGCAUAUAUUCUAUAGGAUACUGACUGUACAUAAACGCUUAAUCGACGCUGAUUACUUGUCAUAGAGAGAAUACACACAAUGUUGAAAAAAAGAAAAAAAGGCUAUCUAAUUAC
Spizellomyces punctatus DAOM BR117 is the source of this 1870-nucleotide messenger RNA. RefSeq lists its product as uncharacterized. The transcript has 5 exons. The record is from RefSeq and is a predicted model, not a curated record. Gene Ontology annotation, molecular function: histone deacetylase activity. NCBI's taxonomy places the organism in Eukaryota, Fungi, Chytridiomycota, Chytridiomycetes, Spizellomycetales, Spizellomycetaceae. Bases 169 to 1464 code for a protein of 431 amino acids.